GACACUUUAAACGCUUAGAGAAGAAGUUGUUUCGUAACACUCGGGAAAGUUUUUCGGCCUCUGCCUUAAUGCAAGUGUGUCAUUUGGAUGUGUUUCAUGCUAUUGUGAUUCGGGUCGUCUGUCGUCUGUGGUCUUUCAUAACGGCGCACUUUUAACUUGAGGAAUAUUUACUGACAUAAUUCCAGUGGCAGCAGCCAUGCUCAGGUGUGACUCAAUAAAUACAGACAUGCAGUCAUUAUACCAGAUUAAACCACCAUCUGAGGCAUUUGGAGUCGUAUCAUCCGCAGCCCAGAUGUACCAUCAUCACUUCCAUUACCCCGGCUAUCAGCACUACACCUACGGGAGCCCCCCUCACACACACCCUCAGUCCCAGGAUGUCCAUCACUCCCAGAACGUCCAUCACUCCCAGAACGAACCUGUCGACUUGACCGUCAGCAAAACAUCCUCCGUUUCGUCGCCUUCCUCAUCUCUGGCAUCGUCAUCACCUAGAGCCACUCCUCCAUCCCUUUAUGAGCGCGCCAGUCCAGUCUCCCAAGGAAGCACUUGCGGGUCAUCUCAGACAAGGCAGCUGUCCCCACCACUGGCCCUUUCCAUGCCUGCGGUGACGCAGGUCUUGACACCCAUUGUAUCGAGUCCUGGCUUCAUUCCAGUAAUUCCAAUGCUGCAGUCAUUAUCUAUGAUCUACCCCUCCCUACACCUGCCUCCCUCCAUCAUGAUUUCACCCAUCACACCUGAUGAUCCUGCUCACCACAAACAGUUCCAUAUAAUGAAGUCAGAGAAUCCCCCAAACAAACAUGAGCUCAAGCCAAUCAAAUCUGAGCUUCAUUCUGAACACGCUCAGGAACCCCGCAGCCAGGAAAUAACCUCAUCAGUCAUUACUGUCCCACCAAGUUAUAAUGAGGUAAACACACACUCUGUGAUUGUACGUCGAAAGGUAGAAUCUCCAGAUCCAUCGAAGAAGCGUCGAAUUCAUCGCUGUGACUUCAACGGGUGCAAUAAGGUUUAUACCAAAAGCUCCCACCUGAAAGCUCAUAGACGCACACAUACAGGAGAGAAGCCCUAUAAGUGCAUGUGGGAAGGCUGUACGUGGAAGUUCGCCCGCUCUGAUGAGCUGACCCGUCACUUUCGGAAGCACACGGGAGUAAAGCCAUUCCAGUGCCCUGACUGUGAUCGCACCUUCUCUCGCUCCGAUCACCUCGCUCUGCACAAGAAGCGUCACCUGCUGGUGUAAGCUCAGUACUGCAACACGUGAACGGAGCAGAACUCGCACCUUCUUUUAAGCCGUUGCUCAACAGGAGUUUCAUCUUCAGUGAUGUUAAGGGACGUUUUGUGUAUCCCGUCUACUCCCUGUCCAGGAAACGAUGCGUAUAGGUAGAAAGAGUGGAACUGAUGGAUUACACCAUGCUAGCUCUUACUACAGGAAAAUAAUUAUUGUCCAAGUGGAUUUUGUCAGCGUUACUAUGGAUAUGAAGAAAUGCUGAUAGUGCUGUGGAUAUGACCCUUAUCUAUACAAAAUCGAAUGGCAUUUAAAUUCAAUGCAAUAGGCACCUUUAAGUCUUUUUCUUGAUACCAAGCACUCUCUCUCUCUCCCUUAUCUCUCUAUACAGAUCUCUUUCUCGUUUUGUUUUGCCCUCUGCCGGUCAGAGGCCCCAUUGUGCCAGUUACAGCACAAACAAGCAAAUCCACAUGUAGUAUGUCAGUAGCCAGUCACACACACAACUCAGAUAGUUUCACACCGUCACACUUAAUGUUGGUUUAGGUUGCAACUCGGGUCAAACCUGCACAAUGUGAAUUUUUCUCCUUUUUUUGUUUUUGUUUUAAAUAUUACUUGGUAAAUAAUUGUGUAUAUGCAGAUCCUGCAUAUGUAUUCAGCAUGUGUGUUUCAUGUUUCAGUGUAAGGACCAAAGCUGAUUGACCAUUUGAUUGGGUCUGUCAGUCAUUAUACAUUGACUCUUAAGAGUUAAGUUUUGACAAAGAAAUUGUUUUUGGUCCCAAAAGUAGCUUAAAGCACCUGACCUAUUACUAACCUAGUAAAACAGUGACAUGUUUUAUUAAUUGUAAUCAUGAAUUAAUACUGUUACCGUAAGUACUAUGUACUGUGUAAGUUCUUGCAACAUGCACAAUUUACGAUUUAGUAAUGAAAUUAUAGUAAUGAUUUUACCCCACAUACAUUCUAAAAAUACAGGUAAUUAUGUUUAAGAGUUCAAAAUAGUGACUUAAACGCGAAUAGGCUCGCUUGAUCCUCCAACACAUACAUAUUAGUUGCAAGGACUUAUAGAAUGCUUCAGUUUGCUUAAUCUCACCGUUAUUCAUAUUUGAAUAAUUUCUGUAAUCAUGAAUAUUCAUAUAAUCCUAAAUAUUUUGUUGCGUCUUGUGUUUUAUCAAAUCCAGUGUCUGAGGUUCAAAAGGGUAAAAUCGUUAUUCCACUGAGGGGUGUUUAGGUGGAGAAGUUUAAUAAAUGUGAACCAUUCAAUAAAGGGCAUUAUUUUAUUAGAGUGAGUUCAUCUAGGUUAUGGGUGACAUUGUCUUACUGCUAAAACUUUGUUUGUGAAAGAUAUGUUUGACGUGUGAGACAGUCAUGGAUACAUGCAGGGAUGAGCGUAGCGUUUGUAGGUUUUGCAAAUCAUUUUUUAACGUUAACAAAUGUUUGUAAAGGGCAAUGUGUAAGCAGAAACAGUGCACUUUAAAAAUAGAUUUGAAAUGGCAAAUAUCUAUAAAUGGGGGGUUAUGAAUAGCUUGAAGCUUUGGGCUACAUCUCCGUGUUUUCCUUUCUUACAGUAGUUUAACAGUUUGUAUUAGACCAGUUUUCUGAUUUCUUUUAUCAACUGAAGGGCAUUUUUUGACAUUUCGAAGGAGGAAAAGAACAAGGGGGCACUUACAUAAGAAAUGAAAAAGUCCUUAAUGAGACGAAAGAAAGAAUUACAGAGAAAAAGGACGAAGCGUUUAUUAUAUCGGUCUAAUAUAAACCUUAGUAAUAUACACAUCACAGAAAUGAACUAAUCAGAUAGGAUAAUGGAAAUAUUAAUAUAUAUAGUCUAUAUUUUUAAAGCAAUAAUAUGACUGAAUGGGCAAUUUAUAGAAAGCAUGAUUAUGAUAUAUAUUUAAUCCAAAACAAAUAUUAUACAUUUUUAUAAAGAUGUGAAUCUUCUGUCUUUUUUUAUUUACUUAUUAUAUUUUUCACAGUUCUAGGGGAAUAUUAUGCUGUGUCAUUAUAUCAAACUGUGAAUUUAAUACAAAUUGUUCAGACACUUUUUUUGUAUUAUGUAGAUUUAAAUAUGUAUCAUUCAAUAAACUUUUUAUGGUGAA
Messenger RNA from Rhinichthys klamathensis goyatoka, 3306 nucleotides. It is a transcript of the gene klf3, whose product is annotated as Kruppel like factor 3 (basic). NCBI's taxonomy places the organism in Eukaryota, Metazoa, Chordata, Actinopteri, Cypriniformes, Leuciscidae. Gene Ontology annotation, biological process: regulation of transcription by RNA polymerase II. The transcript has 7 exons. The coding region runs from base 197 to 1231 and encodes 344 amino acids. Gene Ontology annotation, molecular function: DNA-binding transcription factor activity, RNA polymerase II-specific; RNA polymerase II cis-regulatory region sequence-specific DNA binding. The record is from RefSeq and is a predicted model, not a curated record.